AUGUUCUCCCCGUGUCUACAUGGGAUUGACAUCGCAGCGCUCUCUGAGACCUGUCUGGCUGGUGAAGGUCAGCUAAAGCAGGAAAAAGGCGGCUACACUUUCUUCUGGAAAGGAAAGCCUGCAAAUGAGCCACAAAUCCAUGGCAUGGGCUUUGCAAUUAAGAACAGCCUCAUCAACUACCUCUAUGAACUCCCUGUGGGCAUCAACGAGCGCCUGAUGACCAUACGCCUGAUGCUCGCCAGCAGUCAGAUGGCCACUGUUAUUAGUGUGUAUGCUCCAACACUUGAUGCACAGGAUAAAGUAAAGGAGGCCUUCUAUGCUGACCUGGAUAAAAUUCUAUCAGAAGUCCCUAAGGAGGACAAGUUAAUCCUGCUUGAAGAUUUCAACGCCAGAGUGGGACGAAACCACCACCUAUGGAAGGGCACGCUGGGGAGGGAAGGGGUUGGAAACUCAAACUCCAAUGGCAUACUACUGCUAACUAAGUGUUUAGAGCACAACCUGGUUAUCACUAACACACUUUUCCACCAGAAAACCAAGUCCAAAACAUCUUGGAUGCACUCUCGCUCCAAACUAUGGCAUCUCAUUGACUAUGUCAUUGUCCGCUCCAAAGACCGCCAUGAUGUCCUUAACACCAGAGCAAUGACCAGUGCAGAGCUGGACCGACCACCGCCUUAUUUGCUCCAUCAUGUUUACCCGCUUAAUGCGGAAAAGAAGGAUGCAGAGCCGACCAAACUUCCAGCUAGCUCCGUAAAGCGGAGACAUCAAGACUGGUACGAUGAGAAUGAUGCCGAGAUUCAACAGCUCAUUGACAUUAAGCGGCAGACUUUCAUCACGUGGCAAAAUAACAUCAACUGUAAGGUUAAAAGAGCAGCCCAUGCCAAAGUGAAGGCAGCCGUUCAGUGGUGGACAAAAAAGGUUCUGGAGAUCCAGCAGCUUGCUGAUUCUGGAGAUAUGAGAGGUUUCUUCGAUGCCACAAAAGCGGUAUAUGGCCCCAGCUACCGCUGCCUAACCCCCCUUCGCUCUAAAGAUGGGCUCAUGCUGCUGAAGGACAAGGUGGCAAUUGCCAACAGAUGGAAAGAGCACUAUAAGGAUCUGUUGAACAGGGACACCAUUCCUGAGAUGGAGGCUCUUGAACAACUCCCUCAACAGCCCAUAAUUGAAAACAUGGGAGAGCCACCCAGCCUGAAGGAGGUGCAGGAUGCCAUUGGGAAGAUGAGAAACAACAAGGCUGCCGGACCUGAUGGUAUCCCAGCAGAGGUCCUGAAGAAAGGCGGACCCGAUCUUCUUGAGCACAUCCAUGCCCUGCUUCUCAAAAUAUGGGAAGAAGAGAAAAUCCCUGCACGGCUUAGGGAUGCCUUAAUUGUCCCCAUCUUUAAGAAGGGAGAUAAAGCAGAUUGCGGGAAUUACCGUGGCAUUUCUAUCCUGUCCACCACAGGGAAAGCCCUAGCUCGGGUGUUAGCCAACAGACUCACCCCCCUGUCAGAAAGCAUCCUUCCUGAGUCUCAGAGUGGAUUUCGCCCACACAGAGGCACCACAGACAUGAUCUUCAUUGGGCGUCAACUGCAAGAAAAAUGCAGGGAACAAAACCAGCCACUAUACAUGGCCUUCAUAGACCUCACCAAAGCCUUCGACUCUGUGAACAGGCAGGCCCUCUGGCUGGUUCUGGCAAAGAUUGGCUGCCCAGAAAAAUACAUCCGUGUACUGAGAUUGCUGCAUGAUAAUAUGUCAGCCACGGUACUCCGUGGCAGUGGAGACAAAACCGAACCCUUCAGGGUUGACAUGGGAGUCAAACAGGGAUGUGUCAUCACCCCAACACUAUUCUUCAUCUCUGUUGCUGCUAUUCUCCAUCUCACAAGCAAGAACCUGCCCCAGGGAGUUAAAAUCAUGUACAGAACCGACGGUCAACUCUUCUACAUCAACCGAUUCAGGGCUAAAGGUCAAACCACCACCGUGUCCAUCAUGGAGCUGCAGUAUGCGGACGACAAUGCCCUUGUAGCCCUCUCGGAAGAGAACCUACAGGGUACUCUGUUUGCUUUUGCAAAAGCAUACAAACAGCUUGGGCUAGCGAUUAACAUAAGACAGACCCAAAUCUUCCAUCAACCUCCACCAAAUAGCAGUACGCCUGUCCUGCCCCCAAACAUAUCCAUUGAUAACAUCAGACUGGAAAACGUGGACCACUUCCCAUAUCUCGGCAGCCUCCUAUCAUCAAAAACUGUCAUUGAUGAUGAAAUAGACCACCGCCUCAGCUGUGCCAGUGGGGUUUUCUUAAGGCUAAGAAAAAGAGUCUUUGAGAACCGAGACCUCCAAGCAAAGACCAAAAUCUUGGUCUAUAAAGCAGUGGUGCUCCCCACUCUUCUGUAUGGGUCAGAGGCCUGGACCACAUACAGUAGGCACUUAAAAGCACUAGAGGCAUAUCAUCAACAAUGCCUCCGUAAAAUACUGAGGAUUAGCUGGGAGGAUCGACGCACUAACAACAGCAUCCUGGAGGAGGCGGAUAUUUCCACCAUCACUGCCACCAUUGCCCAAAACCAACUCAGGUGGACCGGUCAUGUUAUUCGCAUGCCUGACUCUCGCCUCCCAAAACAAGUCCUUUAUUCCCAACUAGCUGAAGGGAAACGGGCCCCAGGAGGCCAAAAAAAAGAGAUUUAA
Messenger RNA from Trichomycterus rosablanca, 2649 nucleotides. RefSeq lists its product as uncharacterized. The transcript is spliced from 2 exons. NCBI's taxonomy places the organism in Eukaryota, Metazoa, Chordata, Actinopteri, Siluriformes, Trichomycteridae. Bases 1 to 2649 code for a protein of 882 amino acids. The record is from RefSeq and is a predicted model, not a curated record.